Messenger RNA from Amphibalanus amphitrite, 1410 nucleotides. RefSeq names its product glutamate receptor ionotropic, kainate 4-like. Gene Ontology annotation, molecular function: glutamate-gated receptor activity. The record is from RefSeq and is a predicted model, not a curated record. Gene Ontology annotation, cellular component: membrane. The transcript has a single exon. Bases 1 to 1410 code for a protein of 469 amino acids. NCBI's taxonomy places the organism in Eukaryota, Metazoa, Arthropoda, Thecostraca, Balanomorpha, Balanidae.
AUGGCUCUGGUUCUAGGUGACAGCCCGCACCUGGCGCCCAACUCCUCACUGCGGGCAGGACUCGAAGACGCCGAGAUCGGCACGGUACGCGUUGCCGCUCUGCACGACCCUCCGUACUUCUUCAUCGAGCGCCGGCCGGACGGCUCCUGUUGCCAGUUCGACGGCUUCCUCUGGGAGCUGUGGCAGCUGAUCGCUCAGAAGGCGCGGCUUCAGUACGAGAUCACGCCGCUGCUCGAGGGUGGGUACGGCCAGGAGGGAGCUAACGGCUCGUGGACCGGCCUGGUGGGAGAGCUGGUACACGGCCGCGCUGACGUGGCGCUCAGCUGGCUGGGUAUGUUCGGCCGCCGACAGCGCGCGGUCGCCUUCUUAGACGCCGUGCCGGUAAGUGUCUCUCGGGAGACGUUCUACGUGGCGCGCGGCGCGACCGACGCUCCCCGGCUGACCGCUGCCGCUGCCCAGUCGCUGCUGGCGCCGCUCGGAUCGGACGUCUGGUGGGCGCUGCUCGCCGCCCUGCUCGUACUCGCCGUCGCGCUCCGAGUCACCGUUCGGCUGAGUCGCGGGUCGGCCGAGACGCCGCACACGGUGGCCGCUCUGGGCUGGGUGCCGUGCCUCCUGGCCUGUUUUGGAACGGUGGUUCGCCAGGGCUGGUCGGUGACACCCGACUCGCUGGCAGCGCGCACCGUCACCUACUUCUGCUGGGCGCUGAGCACCGUCAUCCACGCCAGCUACACGGCCAACCUGAUGUCACAGCUGGUCGUGGAGCGACCCCCCGCGCCGCCCAUCACCAGCCUGCGUCAGUUCCUCGACCAGCCCGACUGGACCUUCAGCAUUCCCCGCGGCCACGGCAUGGUCACAGAGUGGGCCGCCGGCAGCGACGCCGAGCGGCGCGCGCUGGCCCUGCGCGUCAGCCGCCGGGAUCGGCACGUCGACCUGGAGGCGCUGCCGGAGGUCGGCGGACGACUGGACCGGGUGCUGGUGUACGGCGAUUCGCACUGGCUGCGGGACAUACUCGGCCCGGCCAGCUGCCAGCUGACGGCCAUGUCGGAAAGACUGCCCGCCCACCUGGUGCCCACCUACAUGGCCGUCACCCGGCGGCUGCCGGCGCUGCGCGUCCGGCUGAACGCCGCGCUGCUGGCCACCGCCGAGUCGGGCCUGCUGAACCGGCUGCGGACCCGCUGGCUGACGGAGGAGGGCGUCACCUGCGCGGCGGUCGGUGCCGUGCGUCCGCUGUCGCUGGCGGACCUGGUGGCAGUCCUGGCGCUGGUGCCUCUGGCUGUGGCAGUCAGUGGCGGUCUGUUCGUCCUGGAGUGGCUCUGGAGCAGGAUGCGCCCACCGCCCGCCAGCAGAGAGCGUCUGCUGCCGACGGUCGGAAACAGGGAACCGCACAAGGCCUGGUACAAAAUCUACUGA